AAGAAGCUUUGGCUUCCUCCUCCGCAGGUUCUAGAGCACUCCAGACCCCCGCCGCCGCCGAGCGGUCCCUCCGUCUCCACCACACCACGCCACGGCCGACCAAGGCGAGGAGAGACCAACCAAACCAAAGAGAGCACUACAAAAGGAGGAGGGAGAGAGCCAGAAGCUCUACCACGUUCGACCACGCACGCACGCACGCACGCCUGAAGAAUCAAUCUCGCAGCUCCAGCAGCGGCGGCGCCUCUCCGGCGGCAUGGCCAAGGAAGGAGCAGGAGGAGGCCCCGACUGGAACGGCCUGCUCAAGUGGAGCCUCGCCCACGGCAGCGACGGCACCAACCCGCCCCGCGCGCUCAGCGAGGAGGACAGGAAAUGGUUUAUGGAGGCGAUGCAGGCAAAUACAGUCGAUGUUGUUGGCAGGAUGAAGGAGAUUGCCCAGGUGAUGAAAACCCCUGAUGAUGUGUUGCAGUCUCAUGGCGUCACUCCAGAGAACAUUGAAGAUAUGCUUGAUGAGUUACAAGAGCAUGUGGAAUCCAUUGAUAUGGCAAAUGAUCUUCAUUCUAUUGGUGGACUAGAUCCUCUACUUGGUUACUUAAAAAAUUCACAUGCUGGCAUCCGAGCAAAGGCAGCAGAAGUUGUGAGUACGGUUGUUCAGAAUAACCCGAAAAGCCAGCAACUUGUCAUGGAAUCUAAUGGACUGGAGCCACUAUUGACAAACUUCAGGUCUGAUCCUAGCACGACUGCGCGCACAAAAGCUCUUGGAGCUAUCUCUUCUCUGAUUCGCAAUAACCAAUCUGGUCUUGCUGCAUUUCGUCUAGGAAAUGGACAUGCUGCACUGAAAGAUGCACUUGGUUCUGAUGAUGCUAGACUUCAGAGGAAAGCUCUGCAUCUCACACAGUACCUGCUGAACAACAAGGCGGAUAGGAACGUUGCUGAAAAGAUUGGUCUUCCGAAUCAACUUAUACACCUCGCAUCCAGCGACGAUUCUGGAGUCCGGGAGGCUGCCCUGGGCGGCCUUCUAGAGCUGGCGCGUGACAAGACACCAGCUGCACGCAACGCUCUACCUGACCAAGACAAGCUGAAAGACGUCCUGAAGAGCCGAAUCGAAGGCAUCAGCGCCAUGGACGCAGACGACCUGCAAGCAGCCCGUGAGGAGCGGCAGCUGGUGGACUCCCUCUGGAAAGAGUGCUAUGGCGAGCCAUCUUCUCUAAGGGAGAAGGGCCUCGUGGUGCUCCCCGGGGAGGACGCGCCGCAGCAGCCGCCGCCAGAUGUCGUGGGGAAGAUGUUUGAGCCGCCACUCCGUGUGUGGGCUGUGCCGAGGCCUGCUCCAGCAGAGGACCCCGACUCUGGGAGCGGGAAGAAGGACCCACCCCUUCUGCUAGGACCGUGACCGUCUUCCAGCUCCAGUUGGUAGAACCAUCUCGGAAGCCUGGAGAGCAGGCAUGGUGGAAAUCUAGUGAUUCUGCGCGUACAACUCUGUAACUUUUAUUUGGUUGAGUUUGACAGAUGCUUGUGUUAUUAUCCUUUGCCUCUUAAGCGACGAUCUUUUCACAUA
This is a messenger RNA of Triticum dicoccoides, 1552 nucleotides long. RefSeq names its product hsp70-binding protein 1-like. Gene Ontology annotation, cellular component: endoplasmic reticulum. Lineage: Eukaryota; Viridiplantae; Streptophyta; Magnoliopsida; Poales; Poaceae. The record is from RefSeq and is a predicted model, not a curated record. Bases 254 to 1387 code for a protein of 377 amino acids. Gene Ontology annotation, molecular function: adenyl-nucleotide exchange factor activity. The transcript has 6 exons.